AUGACGGAACCUGUCACUGCCUUAUCGCUCGCCACUGGCCUGUACCCAAAGCACAUUUCCACAUCACAUCAACUACAACAUACUUCUAAUUGCAUGAGCGGAAUAGCUCUCAAGGUCACAUCGCUCCUUGUGAGAACAGUGGCAAAGCCGAUCGCCAAUGGGCUUAAGGCCCAGGCUAAGAACCAUGAAGGGUUCAGAAGAGCGUGUAUUCGAAUCGCCCAGUCAGUGCAUGCUACAGACGUCAGGUUGAGGAUGAAGCUUCUAGGGGAGAAUAAGAUCAAGGUUCGCCCGUUGAACGAUACCAAGGCUAUUGAUAGCGGGGCGAAUUUUCUUUCAGAGACGUUUAUUUUCUCGGUGGCGGGUCUGCUUAUCUUCUACGAGUCAUACCGGUCUCGAAAGAAACUGGCGACAGAGAAACGAAACGUGAAAAACGAUAUUAAUGAGCUUCAGGACGAUAUUGAAGAGGUUAAGAGCUUGCUUAAGUUGCUCUCCAAAGAGAUUGAUCAUCUACAAGAAGCCACCCGCCAGGCAGCCGACGAGACCGCCAAACGGUUGCUGGCACCAGCAACAUCUCAACCAGCUACGCCAGUGGCAGCACCUCCAGCAUCUUCUCCAGCAUAG
Candidozyma haemuli is the source of this 621-nucleotide messenger RNA. RefSeq lists its product as uncharacterized. The transcript has a single exon. Gene Ontology annotation, biological process: regulation of lipid metabolic process. The record is from RefSeq and is a predicted model, not a curated record. Bases 1 to 621 code for a protein of 206 amino acids. Gene Ontology annotation, cellular component: mitochondrion. NCBI's taxonomy places the organism in Eukaryota, Fungi, Ascomycota, Pichiomycetes, Serinales, Metschnikowiaceae.